Rubroshorea leprosula is the source of this 1562-nucleotide messenger RNA. Lineage: Eukaryota; Viridiplantae; Streptophyta; Magnoliopsida; Malvales; Dipterocarpaceae. The record is from the annotation of a GenBank genome assembly.
GUCUCGCCCAUUUUCUGCUUCUGCUUCAGGUCAAGCGAACCCCAUCUGCUAAUUUUCCCGAGAAAGUGGUUUUCCUGGGAAAAUUGCGCCAUGGACAGGCUUGUGAAAGCAGAUGUGAAGGAAUUAGAGCUGGAUUUCAAGAGAGGCCAAAACUGCACAAAAACUUUCCGUUUGAGCAACCUAAUGCAUACCAUGUCGGUGGCGGUGUCUUUAACCAGCACAAACCCGUCUCUGUUUUCUUUCAAUCAAGCUUUUUCUAUAAUUCCUGCGCUGUCGUCGGCGUCGUAUACUGUUAUCCUUUCUGAGCCGUCUGAUCGGCCUCCUCUAACCACCCCUCCGGAUGUCAUCACCGUCAAAUCGUCCGUUCUCCCCACCGGUAAAGCCAGUCAGGAUGAUCUCCGCCUUUUGUUUUCCAAGCCGGGUCGAUACAUAUUCAGGGACGCUUCUAUCACCCUCUCCUUCGUGGGUCCUCAUGUCGUUGAACAUCUCAUCUCUCACAAUACCCAGAUCAGAGAAAUUGACUCGUUCUUGAACAAAGCGGUUUCCGGAUGUAAUGGAUCUCAGCUAACAGCGCUGAUGAAAAAGGCGGUCGUUUCGGGUAAAUUGAAUUUGGUUGGUGCGUUGAUUGAUCACGGCGGCGAUGUGAAUGUGAGGGAUUCCGACGGUCGGUCGAUGAUCUCCGUCGCAGUCCAAGCAGGCAAUAUUGAUGUUGUAAAAACGUUGAUUGCAUCUAGGUGUUCGAUUGAUAAUUCAAUCGACCAAGUAUUGCAUCUCGCGGCGGCGAUAAACAGAGCGGACUUGAUGGUGGUCCUGUGUGCUAAUUAUAAGAAUCUGGAUGUGAAUUCCGUUGAUUCAUCCGGUAGAACUCCGAUUCAUAUAGCUGCGAGUUGCGGAUUCAGGGGAGUAAUUCGAUUUUCUUUAUCAAUCGGAGGGAACCCCGAAAUUCAAGAUAACGAUGGAUGCACUCCCCUUCAUUUGGCCGCAGAGAAAGGGCAUUUGGACGCCGUCGAGUGUUUGCUGGAGGCUUCAACGUAUUCCAAAUACGCUCUGAACAAACAGGGGAAGACCGCUUUUGCACUCGCCAUUGAUAACGAGCACUCGGGUCUCUACGAUCUACUGCAUCUCGGUGACGUUCUAAACAGAGCAGCGAGGAUCGAUGACUUGAACGGAAUAAAGGGUUGCUUAGCGAAAGGGGUGAAGGUGAACGGAAGGGAUCAGAACGGAUGGACUCCGCUGCACAGGGCGGCGUUCAAGGGGCGGAUUGAAAGCGUCAAGGUUUUGCUAAGUCACGGGGCUCACGUGGAUGUUGUGGACUAUAAUGGGUACACGCCGCUACAUUGCGCUGUGGAGGCAGGGCAUAUGCAGGUGGCGCUGUUGUUGAUUGCUCAUGGAGCUAAAGCCAAUGUGAAGAGUCUGAAGGCUGUUGCUCCUUCGAAUUUUAAUCGGUUUAAGAAUCAUCUUCAGGAUUCAUGUAAUGAGAAGGAAAAUGGUUUGACUUGAACUUCGCUGAUUGGAGUAGUUUGAACUUUGAAGCCUAUACAUAGUUCCUGUUGUUCAAAAAG